Phasianus colchicus (ring-necked pheasant) is the source of this 1190-nucleotide messenger RNA. NCBI's taxonomy places the organism in Eukaryota, Metazoa, Chordata, Aves, Galliformes, Phasianidae. The record is from RefSeq and is a predicted model, not a curated record.
ACGAGGACAAAAAGUAGCACAGUAAUCGGGCUGUAAUUGCGUGCAAUCAAAAGGCUUACGCGUGAUGAAUUCAAAAAUCGUUACAGGACGGAACAGGGAGGGAUGCUUUCCCUCAGCCGACCCCCGCCAUCCCGGGGCGGGGCGGGGGGCGGGCGGUGGUUGGUGUCCAAGGAAACCGAGCGCACGCCGCGCCCGCCUCCUUCCCGCCGGGCCGCCGCCGCCAUGAUGAUGCUGGGCCGCGGGCUGGACGCCAGGGACAAUCAAACUAGACAAAUACAAGAUGCUGUUUCAAAUGUGGAAAAACAUUUUGGUGAAUUGUGCCAAAUAUUUGCUGGAUAUGUACGUAAAACUGCCAGACUACGAGACAAAGCAGAUCUUCUAGUAAAUGAAAUAUAUGCAUAUGCAGCCACAGAGACACCAAACUUAAAAGUUGGACUGAAAAACUUUGCAGAUGAAUUUUCCAGACUUCAGGAUUAUCGCCAGGCAGAGGUUGACAGGCUUGAAGCCAAAGUUGUUGAACCUCUGAAAAGUUAUGGGACUAUAGUGAAACUGAAAAGGGACGAUCUUAAAGCAACUUUAACAGCAAAGAAUCGAGAAGCCAAGCAAUUAUCUCAGCUGGAAAAGACACGUCAGCGGAAUCCAUCAGAUCGACACAUUAUUUCACAGGCUGAAAGUGAAUUGCAAAGAGCUUCAUUGGAUGCAACACGAACAACCCGGCAGUUAGAGGAAACCAUUGAUAAUUUUGAGAAGCAGAAAAUAAAGGACAUAAAAAACAUAUUUUCUGAAUUUAUAACUAUUGAAAUGUUAUUCCAUGGGAAAGCUUUAGAGAUUUAUACUGCUGCCUACCAAAAUAUCCAAAAUAUUGAUGAAAACGAAGAUUUAGAGGUUUUUCGGAGUUCACUUUAUCCACCAGACUAUCAGUCUCGCUUAGACAUAGUUCGUGCAAAUUCAAAGUCCCCCCUGCAAACAACUGGCUCCUUAAAAUCUUCACUGAAGACAGUACAGAUUUCUAGCAGUACAAGGAAAAAUGAAGAGGAAGAAGAGGAGGAGGAAGAUGAAGAAGAAGAGGAAGAAAUAUAGAUGCUAAGAAUGAAGAGACAUAACUAAACCAUUAUGUCUGAGUGUCUUAAUUGACUGGCAAAUAGAAAAGACAUCUUUUUACAUAAAGGUAUUUAUGUAUUAGUCAAGAA